UUAUGGCUCUGAUUGAUGUAAUGACAUUGGUUAGUUUAUUUUAUAAUGCUUGGAAGGAAAAACAAGUACAAAAACAAAUAAAAGAUAAUAUAAGGCCGCCAAUCAUUGUCAAUGUUCGAAGAAAAGUUAAAGGAGAUCCUUUACCAAGAAAUAUAUUUAUAUCUUCAGACCGUUUAGUUCCUGGGGAUUUGCUGAAUAUACCUAAAGGAGGUUACGAAUUUAUGCCUUGCGAUGCGUUGCUUUUAUCAGGCCAAUGCGUCGUAAGUGAAGCGAUGCUAACUGGUGAAAGUAUGCCAAAUUAUAAAAUACCCGUUAAGCUGUUGGAAGCUAAUGAGAUGUUUAACCCAAGAAAAGAUUCUAAGCAUCUUUUAUUAGGUGGCUGCAAAAUAGUUCAAACAGAGCUGGAAUCUGGCAGAAACUACAUUGAAUGCGUGGUCAUGAGAACAGGUUUUAACACCCUCAACGGUGACAGGAUCAGAUAUAUCAUAUACCCCAAGCCAACUGUUUUUAAAUUUACUAGAGACAUUAAAUUUUAUAUUAUUUGCCUGGCUACACUAGCGAGUAUUGGCGUCAUUUUUAAAAUUACAAUAAACUUAUUAAAGUCUAGUUAUGAGAUGUCGGAAUUUAUAAUAAUAUGGGAUAGCUUGGAUUUAUUGAUAACUGCAGUGUCCCCCGCUCUUCCGGCCUGUUUGGCCAUAGGCAUCGCCAUAGCGUACAACAGAUUGAGAAAAGAGAGUAUUUUGGUUUUAAAUACUAACGCUAUUGCGGUAUCAGGAGCCAUCAAUGCAAUCAUUUUUGACAAAACCGGUACUUUAACCGAAAACGACAUAGAGAUCUUAGGGAUCAUAGAUAUAGACAAUUCGACUAUGAAAUUUAAUGAUAAAGUGAAAUUCCCGGAUAAAUUGGAAUUCGAUUCAUUUUUAAAGGCUUUAGUUACUUGUCACACUUUGAGUAAUGUAGAUAAUAUUUUAAUCGGUGAUCCUUUGGAUAUAAAAAUGUUUGAAAGCACGAGAUGGAGAAUAAAAGAUUACAAACUUUCAAAAUCCGAUAUUAGAAUCAUAUUGAAGCCGGCUAAAGACGAUAACAAUAAAACGAGUAUCGGUGUUGUUCAUCGUUUCCCAUUUGAGUCUGAAUUGCAAAGAAUGAGUAUCAUUUGCAAUGUUUAUGGCACAGAUUAUUUUGAAGUUUAUUGUAAAGGAUCUCCUGAAAAAUUACACGAUAUGUGCGUUCCUCAUUCGAUUCCAGAAAACUAUCAUAAAGAGUAUGAAUCACAUGCUGCUCAGGGAUAUAGGAUACUAGCUUUUGCAUUUAAAUAUUUAGAUGAUUAUAAAUUGGCUGACAUGGAAAGUGUAAAAGAAUUAUCUAGGGAGUUAAUUGAGUGCAAUCUCUGGUUUCUCGGAUUUCUAAUUAUGGAUAACCCUUUAAAAAAAGAAACAAUUCCAAUUAUACAAGAUUUAUCUAAAAUCAAAAUGAGAAUGGCAAUCGCUACAGGGGAUGGAAUGCAUACAACUAUAUCAAUAGCUAAACAGUGUGGUUUAAUUAAAAGAAAUGAAAAGGUUAUCAUUAUUGAGGCAGAAGGUGGACCGGGAAAAUCUCAAGAAAUAAGAUAUACUCGAGAUACGAGUCAGGAAAGCGAAAUAGUCGAAAGGAUAGAACACUCGAGAGGAGGUACGACUGAAUAUUUUGAGAAUGAAUGCCCCGAUGAAUAUGCUUAUACAUUAGCAAUUACGGGUGAAUCAUUUGAAAUGGUGAGGAAAUAUUUUCCUGAUAUUAUACCUAAAUUGAUGGUGAAAGGUGGUAUUUUUUCGAGGAUGUUUCCUGAGCAAAAGGCUCAAUUAAUAGAGGGCAUGAAAGAGAUGCAAUACUAUGUGGCUAUGUGCGGGGACGGAUCAAAUGAUUGUAGAGCACUCAAAGAAGCACACGCGGGUAUAUCAUUAUCAGCGGCAGAAACAUCUAUAUCAGCUAACUUCAUUUCGAAUACGCCGAAUAUUAAAGCAGUUAAAGUUAUAUUAAGAGAAGGCCGUGCAGCUUUGUCAACUUCAUUCGGUGUAUUUCAAUAUGUGGCAGUUUAUAGCUUUGUACAACUGGUAUCUGUUUUACUAUUAAGUUGGAAUGAAUCAGACUUUAGUAUUACACAAUAUUUAUUUUUGGAUUUGCUUCAACUAAUCAUAUUAAUAGACCUUUCAUCAAUAAGUCCUACUCAAAUAGAAUUAUCCCCUUCAUAUCCAGAAGUAAGCUUAUUUGGUUUUAUACCUUUUCUCUCAUUAUUAAUAUAUGUCAUGCUAAAUUCGUCAAUUCAAGUUGCAGUCUUAGAGCUAACAACUUUGCAAAAUUGGUGGUUAAUUCACGCACCAUUCUAUAGGAAAGAUUUUACUUGUUACGAACAAACUGCCGUAUUUACUAUGAUAACUUAUCAAUACGUCUAUUUGAUUAUAGCCUAUUUCGAAGGCAAACCUCAUCGCCAACCCAUGCAUAAAAAUUACGCCCUUAUUACAUAUAUUUUGGUGUUGAUCGCAUUUAUUAUUUUUCUCACUUUAGCGAAUGAAACCGUUAUGCACAAAUGGUUAUAUUACCGCACUUUUCCAUCAAAAGUAUAUAGAUUACAAGUUUUUGGUGCUGCAUUAUUUAAUGGAUUUUUAAUGAUUAUUGCAAAAAAAAUAAUUAUAGAAUAUUUUUUGCAAAACUUCAAAAAUAAUUGUAUCAACAAAGUUUAUUUGAGAUAUGAAAAAAUGGAAGAAGAAUUGAAAAGAUUGGUUAAAUGGCCUCCAGUAACUCAGGAUGUAAAAUCCAUCCCUGCCACUACUCUAAGAGAGCUCAACUCGGCUGAAUUACCAAAUAUUCCGCGAGGGACUAUUAUAGCCUGACUGUUGCACUCUUAAAACAUUUAUAUUUAUAUUCUUUUUUAAAACGUUUUUUUCUUAAAUAAAGUACAUAUCUCAAAAAAUCAUUCCUGAACUUGGUAUCAUUUUUCAUUUAUUUGUUGUAUCAAUAAAAUUUUUAAAAGAUAUAUAUAUACUAUUUUAUUUUUUAUACGCCAAUUUUAUAUUGAUAAAUUCUAUGAC
Molecule: messenger RNA, 3062 nt
Organism: Gordionus sp. m RMFG-2023
Lineage: Eukaryota; Metazoa; Nematomorpha; Gordioida; Chordodea; Parachordodidae
Product: probable cation-transporting ATPase W08D2.5
Exons: 24
Coding region: 3-2864 (953 amino acids)
Biological process (GO): intracellular calcium ion homeostasis; polyamine transmembrane transport
Cellular component (GO): membrane
Molecular function (GO): P-type transmembrane transporter activity; ATP hydrolysis activity; polyamine transmembrane transporter activity
Source: RefSeq, a predicted model, not a curated record